GAUCUCCGCUUAGUAUUAGAUUCAAUGGCUGACGUGGCACCACCUGGACCCAUCCAAUUGAGGGAUCGAGAUUUUUUCCUCCCUCCUAGGGUUGGAAUAUUUUAGGCCCUACGAUUUCAGUGGACUAUGUGUUUUCGCCGUUCGAUUUUACUUAAAUAUUUGAGGCGGUGGAGAUUUCAGAUAUUUUAACCUUUUCGUUUUUCUCUUAGCAGAGUGCGAGAUUUUUUAUUUGUUUCGCUUAGCUGAGAUUAUGGGAGAGGUGGUGAUUAGUGGUGAAGAUUUGGAACUCAAGGCUGAGAGCAUGAGAAAGAGGGAGGAGGAGGAAGUGAAAAUUGACGAAGAGCAACUAGACGAGUCGGAGAUGAAGGAAGGUAAUGGGUUGUUUGUGAGAUGGGAGAAGUUGUUGCCGAAGAUGGUGUUGAGAGUAUUGUUGGUUGAAGCUGAUGAUUCUACUAGGCAGAUUAUAGCUGCUUUACUUAGGAAAUGUAGCUACAAAGUUGUGGCUGUUCCCGAUGGCUUAAAGGCGUGGGAGAUGCUGAAAGGAAGACCCCAUAAUAUAGACCUCAUUUUGACAGAAGUGGAUUUACCUUCAAUAUCAGGAUAUGCCCUUCUUACUCUAAUUAUGGAGCAUGAGAAUUGCAAAAGUAUACCAGUUAUAAUGAUGUCCUCACAGGAUUCAAUUAGUACGGUUUAUAAAUGCAUGUUGAGAGGUGCUUCUGAUUAUCUUGUUAAGCCUAUCAGAAUAAAUGAACUGAGAAAUUUGUGGCAGCAUGUAUGGAGAAGACAAUCUUCUCUUGCUGGAGGAAAUGGCCUCCAGGAUGAAAGUGUUGGGCAAGAUAAGGUUGAGGCUACUUCUGAAAAUAAUGCUGCCAGUAAUCAUUCAAGUGGUGACAUGGCUUGUAUUCAACAUGAUAAAGAAUUCAUUGAGAAAGGGAGUGAUGCUCAGAGCUCUUGCACAAAGCCAGAUGUGGAAGCUGAGAGUGCUCCUAUGGAAAAUACGAGGGACAUUUUGCAACCAGUAUCGGGCAAAGUUUUUCUUAAAGACAUACCAAUGCAGAAACAUGAAGCACACAGGGAUUGCAGUCAGAUAUUGCUUUUGCAUGAGAGUGAACCUGGGGGAUCAGCUGUGGUUGCUUGCAAACAUUCCAAUCGAAUGACCGUCAAUGAGAGUGUUGAACCAGAAAGUCAAAGAAUGAAUUCUAGUGUCACCCGUGAGGCCCGUGACAACAAUCAUGUCCUUGUCAUCUCGUCUAGAGAAGCUAUAGAUUUCAUGGGAACAUCUGCUGGUUACAAUUCUUCUUUAGAUAAUGCUAAAAGCAAGUUUGAUUGUUCUCCACAUUUGGAUCUGUGCUUGACAAGAUGCCAUCCUAGUAGCUUUGAGAUUCAAGUUACUGAAGAAAGACAUACUCUCAGGCAUUCUAAUGCUUCAGCUUUUACGCGGUAUACUAACAGGCCAUUACAAAACGUACAUUCAAUGUUGGGAAGUGUUUCUAAUCAGAAAGAACUUGGAGCUAAUUCUGAGAGAAAACUAUCCAGCAAUGUUAGUGACUAUAACUCUGAUACUCCUGGUCCAGCUACUGAAAGAAAUAACGCUUCUCUGGCUACUGGUCAAACCAAAGAGUCUGAAAUUGCAAGUUCUUGCGGUCAACAAAGAGUAUUUCCAAUCCAAAUUCCAGUUAAUGGUAUAAGCUUUAAUAAUCUGUGCACCAGCUAUGGUUCCACAUUUCCUCCAAUUUUCUGUAAACAAUCUGGUGCAUCAACAAUAGUGAGUCCAAGUUCAGGCAGCCAGCUGGAACCCAGCCCUAAAGUAAAUCCAUUUCAUCAGUCCAGCUUCAAAAGUAAUUCUGAACUCCACAAUCAAUUUGGUCAAACUCCAAAUGAUUCCACCAAUCUAUCUCUGCAAAAACAGGACCACAAGUUGGAUUCUUUGGAGGAUCGAGGACACAUUUCUCCUGCCACUGAUCAGAGUGCAACUAGCAGCUUCUGUAAUGGUGCUGCAAGUCAUCUUAACAUGGGUUAUGGAAGCACUUCUGGAAGUAAUAGCAAUGUUGAUCAGGUUGCUAUGAUCAGGGCUGCUGCUGAGAGAAAAAAUGAAGGUGUUUUACAGAAUGCAAAUUCAUAUCGAUCUAUCCAAAGAGAAGCAGCUCUAUCUAAGUUUCGCAUGAAGCGGAAAGAUAGAUGUUAUGAGAAGAAGGUUCGCUAUGAGAGUAGGAAAAAACUUGCUGAGCAAAGGCCCAGAGUCAAAGGACAAUUUGUUCGUCAAGCGCACCCCCCACCUGCAGAAACGGAGCAGUGGCAUGACAGUUCUAUCGAUGGUUAGCAACUAUGGUCAUACAGUUGAUUAGGGUGGAAUCCGUAGAUCAUAGACCAGGCAUUGAUUGUUUCUGCCUUUUGCUUUGUGAUGUAUGAAAGAUGAAAGAUGAGGAGAAAAUGGUCAAGGAAUGGAUAAGUGGGGUUAAUGAUUAUCGGCCAUGCGGAAUUCCCCACCAUGUUAACCGGGCCAUUUUGGAUCCCUUCAAAUUUUCAAUAUAUUUGUUUUAUUUGUGGAUAUAACAUAAUUAUCCCUAUCCUUUGUAGAAUGGGUUUGUAGCUUUCUAGUUUAGAGGUUUUCUUUUGUAUAGUUUGGGAAAGGUUGUCUCAUGUUGUUUUUGUUUUCACUUCGAAUUUAACGUAUAACUUUUUCUCAUUCAUAUGUUUUAUAGAUAGUUCAGUACAUAAGCUUGGAGGCAACUUAUUUUCUUCGACUCUUGACCUUCUUGUCUUUGACAAGAAUUGGAUUGAUGGUUUUUCUUUUUGGUA
Molecule: messenger RNA, 2799 nt
Organism: Hevea brasiliensis (rubber tree)
Lineage: Eukaryota; Viridiplantae; Streptophyta; Magnoliopsida; Malpighiales; Euphorbiaceae
Product: two-component response regulator-like APRR5
Exons: 8
Coding region: 251-2320 (689 amino acids)
Biological process (GO): phosphorelay signal transduction system; cytokinin-activated signaling pathway
Molecular function (GO): protein binding
Source: RefSeq, a predicted model, not a curated record